GACACAAUCAUAAUGAACAAGAGUUAGUGGGUCUGUAAAACUGACUUAGACCUCUCUCGACCUACUUGGGGGGCCUGUAAACAUUCUGCGACAUGUAAAUGUAGUAGCUGACUACUCAUGUUAAAAAGCUAGAAGUGACAGAAUCAACCGUAUAGACUACAACGUUGACAAUAAGAAAUGUCGUCCUCCUCCACAGAAGCAAGUGACGUUAUCAUUCGCCCGGCUACAGGAGCAGACCUGGAAGAGCUGUUUGCUUUGACCAUUGAAAUUGGUUGGAUUGUUUCCAAAGAGCUGUUUACCGCCCUGUUUAACAUUGUGGAAGACGGCCACUAUGUUGUCGCUGAUCUACAUGGGAAAAUAAUCGGUUCACGAUUCGUCAUCAUUUUGGACGAGAGGACGGCCAUGUUUGACUUCCUGAUUGUGGCCAAAGAACACAGAGGAAAAGGAAUAGCGAAGAAAAUAGCAGAGGCCACCCUGAAGAUUGCUGGGGACAGAAAUAUAGUAGUUUGGGCACUUCCUGAACGAGUUGAGCCGAACUUGAAGGUCGGCAUGAAGAACGGGGGCGGGAACUUGUACCGCUGUGACUGCCGCCUGGAUGUGGGGACCUUGUACGUUGACAAGCAACAAGAGACGGCUUCAGUGAAGGUUGUUCCCACGAGUGAAGUCGACUUCGAGGCCUUACUCGCCUAUGAUACUUCUGUCAACGUGUUUCAGCGGAGAAAAUUUUUAAAAGUUUGGCUGGCGAAGCCAUCAGCCGUUUCUUUCGCUGCUCUCACAGAUGGCGGUGAGGUCGUGGGAUACGGUCAGGUGCAAGACGCGCCAGAAGCUUAUUCCAUAUCACCGCUUUAUGCUGAUAACCCGACUGCGUUUGUGCUGCUACUGAAAGCACUCAUAGAAUCGAUUCCAAAAGAUUCUAAGGUUUCUAUGAUCAUAAACGUCGACUAUACUCCUUGGAAUGAGAUUAAGGAAAGGAACAAAGACGUAGUUAAUUUUAUAAAGGAUAAACCAAUCCAAAUGAUGUACACUAAAGAAAAUUUGAUAUUACCCAAAUUUGGGAGCGUUUUUGCAUUAGCUUGUACUGGAGCCUUUCCAGUAUGAUAGACUUUACAUGUACAAGGACCUACUUAGGCUGUUCUUUGCGUAUUUAGGUAUACUGAAUGCGUCCUGUGUAAUUAUGGACCAGGAAUGCUGAUAUAAUACUCAAAGAUGAGCGAGAUUAACAGAAUCUCUUUAUACAUGUUAGUAGUUGCGUUUCAGAAUUAUGUACAAAAUUGUUCUGUUAAGGGUAUUUUAUCAGCAGUGUAUCUGUGGUGCGACAGAGAGGCCACGUGAUCAUUGCGUUACUUAAAUUCGUCUCCGCCCCUGCGAAAAUUUGC
Lingula anatina is the source of this 1376-nucleotide messenger RNA. RefSeq lists its product as uncharacterized. NCBI's taxonomy places the organism in Eukaryota, Metazoa, Brachiopoda, Lingulata, Lingulida, Lingulidae. Gene Ontology annotation, molecular function: acyltransferase activity, transferring groups other than amino-acyl groups. The record is from RefSeq and is a predicted model, not a curated record.